AUGCCGGGAACGUGUCUGGGGUCUCAUCCCCACGUACCUGUGCUCUCUGGCCGCCCUCCUACAGGUGCCAUGGAGAUCUGGGUCCCGGACGAGCCCGUGGUGGCCCUGUUUGGCCGCGACGCCACCCUGCACUGCGCCUUCUCCCCCGAGGCCAACUUCAGCCUGGACGAGCUGACCCUCAUCUGGCAGCUGACGGACACGAAGCGCAUGGUGCACAGCUUCUCUGGCGGCAGGGACCAGCUGGCCGACCAGGGCGGCGCCUACGCCAACCGCACGGCCCUCUUCUACGAGGAGCUGGCGCAGGGCAACGUGUCGCUGGUGCUGCGGCGCGUGGCCAUCUCCGACGAGGGCAGCUUUACCUGCUUCGUGCGCGUCAGCGACUACGACAGCGCGGCUGUGCUGCUGCAGGUGGCCGCUCCUUACUCCAAGCCCAACCUGAACCUGGAGCCCAACAAGAACUUGAAGCCGGGGGACCUGGUGGCAGUGACUUGCCACGCAUCCCGCGGCUACCCUGAGGCCACUGUCCUCUGGCAAGACAGCCACGGCGGCAACAUCACGGAGAACGUCACCACGUCUCAGGUGGCCAACGAGGAGGGUCUCUUCGAUGUGCACAGCGUCCUGCAGGUGUCGGUGGAGCCCAGCAGCACCUACUCCUGCCUGGUGCGGAACCCGGUGCUGCAGCAGGAGGCCCAGGCCUCCGUCACCAUCACGGGUCAGCACCUCGUGCUCCCCGCCGUGGCGCUCUGGGUCACCGUGGGACUCGCCGUCUGCAUCGUGGGGCUGCUCAUAGCCCUGGCCUACGUGUGCCACAAGAAGAUCCGCCAGAGCUGCGAGGAGGAGGAGGCCAACGCAGCCCUGCAGCCGCUGAGGAGCGCCGAGAGCGCAGCAGGUCGCCUGCUCCUGCUGGAAUUGGCCAUUCCCAGCGAGCCGGCCGAGCAAGACACACUUUGGGAAAAGCCAGGCAGCGAAAUCCUUCCCAAGGUCGUCCUGCGCCUGGGCUGUGCCGAGGCGAGGAGCAGCCGGGCUGGUAACUGGGAUGUCAAAUGGGUUGUGCCCAUCCGUUACAGGUGGCAUUUGGAGCUGCAGCUCCUUUCCAGGAAGGAGAUCCAUGGACCAGGACCUGAGCAGCUCCCCGGCUGCUGCUUCGGAGCUCGCGGCUCUGCUUUCGCCCUUUGUGGGCCCUGCAGAGCUCGAGAGCUCGGCUAG
Tinamus guttatus (white-throated tinamou) is the source of this 1206-nucleotide messenger RNA. The record is from RefSeq and is a predicted model, not a curated record. Lineage: Eukaryota; Metazoa; Chordata; Aves; Tinamiformes; Tinamidae.